This is a messenger RNA of Astyanax mexicanus (Mexican tetra), 7363 nucleotides long. RefSeq names its product C2 domain-containing protein 2. NCBI's taxonomy places the organism in Eukaryota, Metazoa, Chordata, Actinopteri, Characiformes, Acestrorhamphidae. The transcript is spliced from 15 exons. The coding region runs from base 393 to 2540 and encodes 715 amino acids. The record is from RefSeq and is a predicted model, not a curated record.
GCAACCGCUGCACCAUUUAAGGUGGAACGGGGAAUUUGAGCAAAAAGAUUGUGAUUAAGAUUAAGUCAGCCUCUGCGUUGAACUAGCGUAUUGAUUAAACAUAAAACAGUUUAAACCAAAAUAUACGAGGAUUAAGCAAAACAAUGGUCAGAUAUUUGUCAGUAUGUGAGCGCGCGUGCUGCCGUGUUUUCCGUCUCUCCGCUCAGACUGUAGGAAGUGAUGUGGUGAUUUCCAGUAGCUGUGUGUUGGUCUGCGGAGUGGGAGCAGCCUCAGUAGAAAGAGCGGCUGAAUAAAGUGGAUAACCAGCGAUGGAGAGCUGAACCAGCGCCGGUUUCAGCACCUUCUGUUGUGUUUUGGUGUUCAAUUCGGUCAGGCGGCGCUUUACUGCUAUAAUGUCGUCUGCGGAAAGUUGGCCGGACCUGCAGUGGCUGUGUGUGCUAACCCUGCUCAUGGCCUCCGUCGUGACUCUGCUGGUGUAUUUUGUUCAGUAUUUCUCGCACUUUUCUCAGUCCCGGAGUGAAAGUGGGAGCAGGGAGGACCCAGGAGAAGCAGAAGUGCUGUUGGGCUGGACGCUGGGACUUAGAAGCUGGAGGAGCGAGUGGAGAAGGUCCUGGUUUACAGCCCUGAACCAGGAGGCGAAAGCAACAGGGGGGCAGAUUCAGCUGACCUUUGAGGAAGAUGGCGUGCAAACAGCUGAACUUACCCUGGGCCACAUAUCCAGCUUUACUAAAUCAGCUGGACAGAAGAAUGUGCAGUGUCAGGUGUUUGGAGAAAAGCUGCAGUUUUCACUCAGUGCUUUACUGAAUUCAACCUCAGCAGAAGCUCCACAGAGAUACAGCGUCAAAAUAUCCCCUCUACAGCUGCAGCUGGCCCUGCAGCUGAGGGACGUUGACGGUCAGGUGCAGGUUACCUGGACAGUGGAAAACUUGGACUCUGCGCUUCUGCAGCUGACACCCAGCCACGCACAGGGUGCGGGCCUAAAUGAUGCAGCAGUGAUGGCCAGGCUCCGGAAGGUUCUGAGCAACGCUCAUCCAUCUGUAAUUCUGAGCAGCCGGUCUGCACAGCCUACAGAAAUAAAGGAAGUCAGGAGUAGGACCCCGCCGCUGACCUCCCCACCAAAGCCCCCCCGUGCACACGAGUGGAAACUAUUAGUGAAGAACAUCCGAGUCACUUUUAGAGAGAAGGAUGGCACUGCAGGCAGCGCGAGUCCUCAGUGUGUUCUCAGGUUGGAUGAUCCUCCUCAGAGGUUGACCAGCUCGGUGUUGUCUAACACACACAAUCCGGCCUGGGACCAGCCAUUCAUAUUUGAGCUCAGCGGAAGAUCAAAAGAGCUGAACAUCCAGCUUUUGGACAACGGAAGAGCACCAGAGAACGCUCCUGAUCUGUCUUCAGGCUGUUUGCUGGGUCAGGUUUGCGUGCCGUUCAACCUGGUUAUGAGGCAUCCCCGCGGGCAGCAGACGUUCACUCUGAUGAACGAUGACCGAGUGACCGGUUCUCUUACGUCUGAGUUUAUGUUCCUGGAGCCGAGUGAGGUGCGCACCUGGCAACCUCCCACACCGGCCCCCAGUAAGCGAGUGGAGAUGGAUCGGACGGUGAUGCCCUGCGGUACUGUGGUAACCACAGUCACUGCAGUAAGGAGCAGACCAGGACGCCCACUGCCGCCAGAAACUGUUAAAACUCCAUCCAAAACAAAGCUGUCGGAGAGAAGAGUGUCGGAGCAGCAUUCAAUACUGGGAGCCAAAGUCAGCAAAGCCUUAUCAUCAUCAGACACAGAGCUGCUAAUGCUGAACGGCACGGACCCUGUGGCCGAGGCCGCCAUCAAACAGCUGUACGAGUCAGCUAAACAGAAACUCAAAUCUCCCGUCAAAAAAAGCACCAUCAUCAUCUCUGGAGUGGCCAAGGCUCCUCUGUCCCAGGACGAAGAAGCAGUCCUGAUGGCAGGCUAUGCUGCUGCAAUGGAUGCUUCAAUGUCUGGUGAGUUUGAGAAUGUGAAAAAUGGAGAGGAGGUGACCUCAUCUGAGCCGGUAACUGAUCCCACCGCAUCACAAGCUUCAGACCCAUUGGAGGGUCCCAGUGGAGUGGGUCAUGAGGACUGGGAGAGCCAGGCAGGAGAAGAUACAGAUGCUGAUAAAACCUCCCUGUCACUGUGCAUCUCUGAAACCAGCUCCAAAAAGGGAAAAGAGGAGAGCAGUGAUAAGCAGACAGUUGAGCUGGCCGAGGAGCUUUCUACACAAGAGCGCCAAACUUUUCUUCAGAAGGAGGCAUCAGAGGAAGGAGCCGGGGAUGAGCCAGUCCCACAACGACCUACAGUACCUGCAGCAGCCGCCGGAUGCCUCUGUGAUGUCCGAGAGGGAGAGAAGGACCGCCACUUUCCGGAAAAUCAUCAACCGCAAACUUCUACCCAAGAGCAAGAGCAAAGCCAACGGAACAGCCCGGGAACCACCUUCAUGACCCAGUCUGACCAAUUAGAAAGUACAAAUAAUAUAAGCUUUGUGCCUCCGCCACUCUCUCAAAGCAGAUGCGUUAAAUACAGCAUGUAGUGCAUUUCUUCUUAAUAACAGGAUAUCACAUGUUUGUGUCACAAAUAAUCGUGUAUAACAAAUGUGUUUCCAAUUUCCAAGUUUCCAACACACAGUGGUGUCCUAAUGACAAAAAAAUGUGAUAAUUGUUUUUAAGUAACAUUUUUGAGAGUAAUUACCUCUGCCUCCUCAUCCUUGCUCUCUUUGUACCUCUAUGCAGACAGAUUUCACCUAUAAAACUUACUGAAAGUGUAAAAAAUCGCCCCUCAUACUCACCAGUCCCACCUACAAAGUCAGACUAUAUCUUGUUUUUUAGGGACCAUGUACAGAAAAAUACCAAAUACCUGCAAACAUCUGAUGUCAUUGUAUUUUUAAACACUACCUUUCUCUAAGUCAUGUUUAUGCUAAUAAGUUUUUCUCAUGAUCAUUGAAUACUAAAUCAGGGAAUCUGGUUCCCAACAGCGUGUUAGCAUGAAGAUUAUUUCUCUGGUAGAAACAGAGCGUGAUCAAUGUGAUGAUCAAUGUCACUCUAUUUAAAAAUAUUUUCUUUGUGCUAAGGUGCUUCCAAAAAACCCAGAAGCAUUUGCCACAAUUAUACUAGCCCCAUAUCAUGUGCUAGCUUGUUAGCUUAUUUUAAAUGUAUACUACCUGAACUCAAUAUAACCGAAGACAAGAAAGAGAACACUCUAGAAGAUAAAUUGUUCACAUGCCAAUCAACAGAUUUGUAGCUUGGAUGCUAGUUAAUUUACCAGGCUCCAUAUUUAUUCAUGUUCUCUUUUAUAUAAUUUGCCCUCAAUCAUGAGUGGACAAGAAUCACAGUCUUGAGAGUACAAAAUAUGCAAAUAAUAAUCCAGAUGGAUUUGUAAUAUACAAGCUAGUGCACAUGCUAUAAUAUUUAGUUAGUUUAUUAAAUGUCCUCUUGCCAUUUCUUUUGCACUUUUAAAAGAGACGGGAAACAGAAUAGACUAUAGAUAAAGAAAUAUGCAGAUUUUAAUGCACAUGGAUUUGUAGCAUACAUGCUAGAACCCAUGCUAUGCUAUUUAGAUAAUUUAUUGGAUCAUGCAUCCCAAGAGGUUAUCGUCUGCAUUUAAUCUUAAAUGAAAUCUUUAUUAGAAAGGAAUAUGCAAAUUCUAAUCCAGAAUGGAUUAGGAUGGUAGUGUACAUGCUACCCUACAUCCUAUGCUAGUUACCUAUUUAUUUAACUGCAUCACACUUCCCCUUAUCAAAUCGUCUGCACUCACCACGAAAAAGAGUGUGCAAGACAGAUGAAGUUUAGAGAAAAAUAUGCAAAUAUUAUAAAAGACAGAUGUGUAGCCCACAUGCUAGCCCAUAAGGGUCGAUUUAUAUGCUAGCCCUAUUGGGCUUCCAUUUGGAAGUGCAUUGUGUCUAUUGAUAUGCAACAGUGACAUUGCUGCAGAUGUGAGCAUCAUAUGUGGCCUUUUAAACCACUGGGAAUGAGAAUAGGAUCCUUAGUGUUAGUGCUGAGGUGUAGACAGACUGAGACUGGUGUGAUACGCACAUAUUGAAAGUUAAGUGUGGUGAAGUUUAGGUGAAGAGUGGUGAAUAUAUGUUGAGUGUGAAAUCAGAAUAUUUCAGCUUUGCUACAUGGAGUCAUAUUAUUUAAUUGAGAAUAUUGGGAAUUUUUCUUAUGAGUAUUUUUUAAUAGCUACAACUGAUAACUGCUGAUAACCACUGAAACUGGUGACCGCUUCCUGUUUAAGGUAAAUGUUUAACAGCUUUGUGAAAGUCAGGAUUUUUAUUAAACCCUACAGCAACAACUACAGUUUACUGAACACUUCACAGCCAGAUCUCACAGGUUAAUCACAUGCUUUUGAUCACUGAAGGUGUGUUUAAGCCAAUGCCAUGUGACUUUGCAGUGAUAGCAGUGAUUUAGUGUUUGUUUUCGCCAAAAUCGUCUCAUAAAUAUCUAACCUGGGGAAAAAUGAGCAACAGCAAGUAUUUGAAGAAGCGAUAGGUUAAAGGGCAGUUCCACACAUUUUGUCAAUUCUUUAAACAGUUACGUUGUAAACAUUGUCAUUGAGAGUGGGUUUGGUGUGAAAUGCUUCCUUUCAGAGAAAAAUAAUUGUCAGAACUUUUUACAGUAAUAGGGAUUCAAGGCAGAUGUCUGAACCUCUCUAACAUCAAAUGGUUAUGAUUGGACUGUCUGAUGCCUGAGGUGCUGUUUAACAAGAAUUUAGGUCCAAAACCUUUUAAAAAUCAAAUAUAAUUAAAAUUGUGGAUGCAGGGCAUUUGUAUAGUCUGCAAAGAAAAAUGAUUACUUUGAUACUGUUUUACCAUCACCACUAUCGAAUAAAUAUAUACACAGUACCAGUUAAAAGUAAUGCUUAGAGAAGAGGUCAAAAGCAAAUCCAACAGUUUGAAGAGUUUGGGAGGGGUUGUCUUUUAGAGCUAGGAUUUGCUAACGGUUUGUAGCAGUGUAUAGAAGAAGAAAUGCACCAGUGGCAUCAAGGAUCUGGGAGACCACGGGUUGUCUGAUAUGCAACAGUCCGACUGUCUUUACAGCCACGUUUGAAGACACUAAUUCUGUAUGUGUAGGUAAUCAAUCAUUGCCCAUAUCAAUCUGAAUUUUUUAACAUUAUAUCUUGUAACCUUUAUCCUCCUUCCAAAUAGCACUGCUAUCAAAAUUCCUCUGGGUGCAACUAUUUUUUGACAAUGAGUGUAUAAAUAUAUGUUUAUAUACAUUUUACACCAAAUCCACUCUGAAUGUGAAUUAUUGAGUAAUGAGAAAAUUGUGGUGGGGGACGACGGAAUUCCCUUUUAAUUUUUGAUAGACUAGUAGUGUCCCAAUUUGUUUAUUUACACUUCUUUUUAUUUUAAGUAUGUUAAAUCAGAUAUGUGGAGAUAUCUAAAGCUAUUGUUUGGUUUAAAAUUGUGUGUUUUUUUUUUUAGACAUAUUGUGUGAGUGUAUGUAAAAUAUGGUUAUCAUCUUUGUUAUCAUUCCAAAGACACACUAAUAAUCUGUGCAGGAUUGUGUGUGUACUUUUUAACCAAAGGACAUAAAACACUACUUUAGGGCAUUUGGAGUAAACACUGCUCCAUGAGAUGACCUCUCUUUAACAUAGAUCUUCUUUUAGUUUGUUUUCUUUUUAAAAAAAAUAUACCAAGAGCUUUAACCAGAGUGAGUGAGAACAGACUGCAGGUCAGAGUGGUGUUUGUUUAUCUGUGUUUUUAUUUGUUUGAGAGCCUCUAAGCAGGCGAGUCAGCUGCCGUUACAGAUUGUCCCAGUUCGUAUUGUCCAGCACAGUCUGUUACCUGCUCUAACUCACCUGUUACAACUGCUCUGCAAAGCAGGCCUUUUAAGCGAUUUUGUAAACAUUGUUAAGUUUCAGUAUGUAAUGUUCCCUCUCCAGUCCUUACUGCCCUUACAUGGAAAAUAAACUGCAAAAACAUCAACCUAGACCACCUGUUAUGCUCAUAGAAUUGUAGCCCCUCCCAUUCUGCCUAAAACAGUGUAACUCCACCCAUUUGCCCACAGCAGUUUAGCUCAACCCAUUUUGUCUACAGCAGUUAACUCCACCCAUUUUGACCCUCCCAUUUACACUGUUAUAAGUUAUAAGGAAUGUGUUAUGUUACAAUCCCCUACAGGUUCUGUAGUGUAUUGCACACUGUCACUGUUGAACAGAACCUCUACAAACGUAGGAAACUGUGCUGGACUGGCCCUGCAGGACAAGUGAUGCGCUAGAGACCUCUCCCUAUCAAAUGCUUAGCUGAUUCCGAAUCAGCACUGUAACCUCUGAGCCUGAAGGAUGUGGCCAACAUUGCCAUAGCAGUGAGGUUUCCCCUUCCCCCUUUCAGACUGCAUUCAGAGCAGAGAUUACAGACUGUUUUUUUUAGCUCUAGGUAUUUGGAGAGCGCUGUAAUUUUCCUGAGUGUGUGUACGUAAGUUUGCGUGUGUGUUCUGUUGCUGAUUGUAAAGUGUGAGGACUGCAGUCAAAUCUGUAAAAGCAGCAGCAGCAGUGAAACCAGGAAAAGGAAGAUGAGCAACAGCAAAUGAUUACAUGGCAUUUUUUGCCUUGCUUAUAUUCAUGAGAACUGCUACUAAUUUAAACCUGAUCAAUCUGAGCUUUUUGCAUUAUAUAUAAGCAUGCACUAUAUGGACAAAUGUUUAGAACACCAGCUCCUUCAUUGUUUCUUCCGAUAUCAAGGUUAUUUAGAAACAGUUUAUUCUGCUUUUGUACGAGUAACUGUCUCUUCUGGCCAUCUAAGGUUUUCCAUGAGAUUCUGUAAUUUAAAUAGUUAAAUGCAUUUAUUAGAAGGGGUGUAUAUUUGGAAAUAUAGUGUACAAAUAUAUGCACAUGCCUGUUGCUGAAAUUAAGCUUGGGAUAUUUUAAUGUCAAGAUAAAUGCAUGCUUUGGGUUGAUGUUAUUGUUUGCCCUCAGUGCAUUAACUCUCUGGUGCAUAGUGCUGCUUCUCUUUACAUUUACUGUGAUCUGAUGUGAACCUAAUUAUUGUGUGCAGAAACCGGAAGGCCCUUAAAACACUGAAUGCAGUUGGAAUCAAGGUGGGAGAGAGUUGUUAGCCGUGAUUUGGUUGCUGAGCCUCUUAAAGUGUCAGUUUGGUGAAUAAUCAAAGAAGCAUGACUGAUCCAGAGAGAGAGAUAGAGCAAGCGAGUGUGUGCGUGCGUGCGUGUGUGAUUGUGUGAGUGUGUGUGUAGCCUGUUUAUCCAGAGCAAACUACUGGUGUUUUGUUUGCACUGCACUUGUUGAAAACCGGGAGCAAGGUGGCCUGUGCAGAAUGAAUGUCAGCCUAUCGCUGUGCAGGGAUAAUUUAAAAUUAACAUAUCAGGUUUUAAUUUUGAGCAAUAAAUAUUGACUGAUUAACAA